Molecule: messenger RNA, 2276 nt
Organism: Syzygium oleosum
Lineage: Eukaryota; Viridiplantae; Streptophyta; Magnoliopsida; Myrtales; Myrtaceae
Product: DNAJ protein JJJ1 homolog
Exons: 3
Molecular function (GO): zinc ion binding; nucleic acid binding
Source: RefSeq, a predicted model, not a curated record
GCAAAGCACCGUCGCCGGAGAAUUCCUCUCGCGAAUUUCCGACGAGCGAGGCCACCGGCGGCGGCGGCGAUGGCAUCGGAGAAGCGGUGCCACUACGAGGUGCUCGGCCUGUCGCGCGACUGCACCGCCGACGAAAUCCGCGCCGCCUACAGGAAGCUCGCCCUCCAGCGCCACCCGGACAAGCUCGUCCAGUCCGGCGGCCUGUCUCCGGAGGACGCCACCGCUCAGUUCCAGGAGCUCGCCCACGCCUACGAGGUCCUCUCCGAUCCCAAGGAGCGCGCCUGGUACGACUCCCACCGCUCCCAAAUCCUGUUCUCCGAUCGCGGCGGCGGCUCGGCGGCGAGCUCGCCGGUGCCGGACCUGUUCGCGUAUUUCUCGAACACCGUGUUCUCGGGAUAUUCCGAUUCGGGGAAGGGGUUUUACAAGGUGUACGCGGAUGUGCUCGAUAGGAUUUACGCGAACGAGAUCGGUUUCGCGAGGAAGAUGGGGUUGGGGCUCGAUUCGGUGAGGGAGGCGCCGCUCAUGGGCAAUCUGGAGAGUCCCUACGCGCAGGUGACGGCGUUUUACAAUUACUGGCUGGGUUUCUGCACGGUGAUGGAUUUCAUGUGGGCGGACAUGUACGAUGCCGCGGCGGGCGUGAACCGGAAGUCGAGGAGGGUGAUGGAGGAGGAGAACAAGAAGCUCAGGAAGAAGGCGAGGAGGGAGUUUAACGAGACGGUGAGGGGGUUGGCGGAGUUUGUGAAGAAGAGGGACAAGAGGGUGGUUGAUAUGAUGGUGAAGAGGAAUGUGGAGAAUGAGAAGAGGAGGGAGGAGGAGAGGGCGAGGAAGAAGCGGCUGGAGAGGGAGAGGAUGGAGAGGGCGAAGGCGUACGAGGAGCCGGAGUGGGCGAGGGCCGAGGAGGAGGAAGCGGACGAGGAAGGAGGGUCUUCGGGGGAAGAGGAAGAUGAGGAGAGGAAGGAGGAGAAAGAGCUCUAUUGCGUCGCAUGCGGAAAGAAGUUUAAGAGCGAGAAGCAGUGGGAGAAUCACGAGAAGUCGAAAAAGCAUAAGGAGAAGGUCGCCGCAUUGAAGGAGUCAUUUGUCGAGGAGGAGGAUGAGGAGGAGGAGGAGGAGGAGAACGAGGAUGCUGAGGCGACGGGAGUUGAGGAAGACAGGGCAGAGGAGAUAGGAGAGAGGAUGAGGGAUGAUUUGGAAAUCAAGGAGGACGAGAAGGAACAGAUUGAGGACGGGGGCGAGAUGAGCGAGGAAGAAAGGUUCUUCGAUGUUGAUGAAAGCAACAAGGAAGUAGGGACUAAGGAGAUGGAAGGACCUUCUCACAAUGACGAUGAAGAUGACAAACUCAAUGAAAUGAGUGUUCUUGAGGCAAUGUUGUCCGGGCGCAAGAACAGAAGGAAAAUGGCUGCAAUGCAGGAGCUUAGAGCAUCUUCCAAAGUCGAUGCACAAAACGGCGAAGAAGAAUUCAUGGAGUAUGAUAGCAGGAAAAGCACCAGAAAGAAUCGAGGGGCUAAGAAAGAGAGGUCCAGAAAGAACAACGGAGAAGAUGCAGACACUGGCAAUAGCAAAGCUAAUGAUCAGAGUGGUGAUAGAACAAACGGAGACGAUGAUGCAGUCGUGGAUGGCUCGGCUUGCAAGUUCCCUCAAAAAGACGAAAGCGAAGCUAUAGGAGGCAAUGAAGUGGCGAAAAAUCAAGCUCUAAACCAGUCUUCCGACAGAAAGAGGACGGGAAAGAAAGAUCCGAUCACUAAAUCAAAUAAUGCACCUAAAGGGAGGAAAUCCAAGGCAUCAGCGAAGAAUUCUGACAAUCUUUGUGAGACCUGUGGACAGGAAUUUGAUUCCAGGAACAAAUUGCAUAAGCAUUUGGGAGAGACGGGCCACGCUUCGCUGAAAUACCGAAGAUGAAAUACCCGAUUCAGUUUUGCUUCAUCGAACCAUCCCUAAGUUAGGGACAAUGCAUUUACAGGGCUGUAUUUCGGUGCCCAUUAUUUUGUUCUUUUCAUUGUUUCAAUUGAAGAGGGCAAUAAGCAUUUGAAGGCAGCAUGGGAUCCUAUUUUUAUGCUGAUUCAAGGCUGGACAUCAUCUCAUAUGCAUGCGGGACUAGUUGAUUGAAGUCCACGGCCUAAAUGAUCAAAUGCUCCGAAGGAGCAAAUGUAUUUCAUCUUGUUGGUGUCUGAAAACUUUUUUGGUCGGUGUCUUAGUCUUUUUGACUGUAACUGUGACAAUACUAUGAGCCUUUCUGUAUGGUUAAAGGAGAGCUAUAUACAUCACGUUAACUGUGACAA